AUGGCAGAAGGUGAAAGAUCCGUUGGGGGUAAUGAGAGGCACACCCACAACAGAGAAGAUAGCGGAAAGGAAAGGGAAAGAUCUCUGAGUCCCAGGAAGAGGUUUGAAAGAAAGAUGGAUGCUUUGAUGGACAUGGUCUCCCUCAUGAUGGGAAAAAUGGGUCAGAACACCACUCCUCAAAAUAACUCAGGCCAUAGAGGAGAGUAUAGUGCUUCCAAACCGCAUGAUGAGCAUGCAGGCCGGAUUAAUCAGCCUGAUCCUGAGGAGAAUGCUUCAUUUGUGGAGCAGUUGAGACUCGGUCGAGCAGAGUAUGAUUCUCUACCUGACGACAUCAAAAUGGAUAUGUCCUAUAAUGAUUUCAUGGAUCAUAAAAGGAAAAACAAAGGACAAGGGAGAUAUUAUGAUCAGAGGAGACCAUUAAAUCAAGGAGACUUGUACCAAGCUGUCAACAAAGUUACACUUCCCCACUUUGACAGGAGUGAUUCCAAUUCAGCCCGAGCUUGGAUUCAAAAGCUGGAUAACUAUCUAGCUCUCCGACCAAUGGCAGAAGAAGAAGCGAUCAAGUUCGCUACGCUACACCUUGAUGGGGUGGCGCACGAGUGGUGGUACCAUGGCCUCAUCACCUUGGGUCAUAGGUCUAUCACAGCAUAUGAUGAGUUCACCACUAGGCUCAUUGAGAGAUUUGAGAAGAAGGAUCCUGAAAUCCACUUUAGAGAACUUGCACAACUAAGACAGUAUAGCACAGUCGAUGCCUACAUUGCAGAAUUUCAACGGCUCUCAGUCAUGGUGACGGGAAUCACGGAAAGGAGAUUGGUGAUUCUUUUCAGUGAAGGGUUGACAGAACCUCUCAAGGGGUGGAUUAAAGCUUUCGAUCCCCCAUCAUUGCAAGAGGCCAUGAAAAAAGAAAGAAAUAUGGAGUGGGCCACUCCUAAGGCCAAAUUUCAGUCAAAUUCCCCCUUUCAGAAAAGGGAUAAGGGAAAAAGGCCUCAGCAUAGACCGCCCUUGAGACCUCAACACCAAGAGUUCAAGAACCGCAAUCCCAAUGUCACCUGGUUGGAUCCAGAAACCCUGAAUGAACUCAGAAGAAAGGGGUUAUGUUUCCGGUGUAGGGAAAAGUGGUCACAAGAUCAUGUUUGCCAAAAGGGGGUUAAGUUCAAUCAGAUUGAAUAUUAUUCUGCUGGUGAGAGUGAUUCUGAAUUGUCCAAUCAGCAAUCUGAUUUUGAAGAAAGUGAAGGAGAUAGAGCCCCAGAAGAAUCUGGAGAUGAAAAGGAGUGUGGGGGAGUCUUGGCCCAACUCUCUAGUUUUCAAAGAAACGAAUCAUUCAAGGUUCGUGGGAUGAUCAAAGGGCAGCGAAUUGUAGCCUUGAUCGACACUGGAGCAACACAUAACUUCAUUGAUGAAGUUGUGGUAGCCAAGAAGGGGCUGCAAACUGAAGAGUUUGAAGGGUUUAAGGUCAUGGUUGCCGAUGGAUUCCAUAUCUCUUGCACCAAGAAGAUUUCAAACAUGACCAUGCAGUUGGGAAACUACGAAGUUAAGGAUGACUUCUACAUAGUACACAUUGGGGAUACUGAUGCUGUCCUUGGUAUUCAAUGGCUGCGUUCUCUUGGGGAGAUUGCCUUGAAUCUACAGACUAUGGAGUUGAAGUUUCAAUCAGAUGGGAAGAGGAUAGUUCUAAGAGGAAUGUCUAAUGGAGGUCCGCGAGUUGUGUCAUUCAAGAGAAUGGCAAGACUGAUCCGUCAUGAUCAAGCUGAGUGGAUUGCUGAAUGUAUAAUCCUCCCUGCUAGUCCGGUUGAGACUAAACGUGACCAACCUCCUGACAUCCAGUCUCUUCUCACAAAGAAAAGUGCGGUUUUUGCCGACUUGCCUCCUGGACCUCCACCUGAACGGGGUUCAGAACACAUUAUAGAGCUUAAGGAAGGAGCUAAACCGGUGAUCACAACUCCAUAUAUGUAUCCGAAGAGGCAGAAAGAUGAAAUAGGGAGGAAUAUUCAAGAACUCUUGGAGAUGGGUUUCAUUCGCCCAAGCAAGAGCCCCUUCGCUUCUGCAGUGGUUUUGGUGAAGAAGGAGGAUGGGACCAUGCGCAUCAAGACUUGGGAUGAUCAUCUCAAGCACUUGGAAGGAGUGCUUAAUAUCUUGGAGUCUGAGAGUUUGUUCGCUAAAGCUUCCAAAUGUGAAUUUGGAAUGGAGGAGUUAUUGUACCUGGGUCACAUAAUCAGUGCUGGAGGAGUGAAGGUGGACCCGGAAAAGAUAAAAGCAGUCAUGGAUUGGCCACCCCCUGAGAAUUUAACUCAAUUGAAAGGGUUUUUAGGUCUGUGUGGGUUUUACCGGAGAUUUGUUAAGGGGUAUUCACAAAAUGCAGCUCCCCUUACUGAUCUCACCAAAAAGGGGGCCUUUGUUUGGUCCGAAAGGGCUCAAGUUGUGUUUGACAAAUUUAAGAAUAUAAUGAGCUCGUGUCCAGUUUUAGCAAUUCCUGAUUUCUCCAAACCAUUUGAGCUGCAGUGUGAUGCAUCAGGUGAAGGAGUGGGGGCUGUCUUGAUGCAAGACAAACACCCUAUCAUGUUUGAGAGUAGAAAAUUACGGGGUGUCGAAAGGACAUACUCAAUUUAUGAUAAAGAAAUGCUUGCCAUUAUGCAUGCAUUAGCCAAGUUCAGGCAGUACUUGGUGGGAAACAAAUUCGUGGUGAAAACUGACCACAAUAGCCUCAAGCAUUUCAUGCAUCAGAAGGAUCUAAAUGAGAGGCAACAGAAAUGGCAAAGAGCAUGGGUCAAGUGGCUGCACCUAGGGGAGUACUGCUACAAUUCCUCGUUCCAUAUGUCGAUAAAGAUGUCUCCUUUCUUGGCACUUUAUGGGUAUGAAGCUCCUAGUUUUGCAGAUUUGGUUUUUGGUGAUAGCAAAGCACCCUUAGCCAAGGAUAUGUUGCAGAAAAAUCAAGACAUAAUGAAAUCUUUGAAAGAAAAUUUGCAGAUUGCCCAAAAUCAGCAGAAGUUGUAUGCUGAUCAGAGGCGUAGUGAGCGCUCAUUCGAAGUUGGGGAUAUGGUCAUCAGAAAGAUUGGGGCAGUAGCUUAUGAAUUGGAGCUACCUUCUAAUAGUAGAGUCCAUAAUGUCUUCCAUGUAUCUCGUCUCAAGAAGGCUCUUGGACAUAAUGUGGUACCUUCGUCACAAUUACCCCCCCUGGAUGAAGAGGGACAAUUGGUUCUAAUUCCUGAAGAAAUACUUGAUGUCAGAGAACGGUCUUUGAGGAAAAGAACCAUCAGAGAAUAUUUAGUGAAGUGGAAGAACCUGCCUUUGGAGGAUGCAACUUGGGAAAGUGAUGAGAUAUUGCAGCAUCCUGGUGACAUCAGGCAAUCUCCUUUUCUUGUUCAGUCGACUCAAAAGGGCUUAGACAGAUUCGAGCUCCAGAAUGCAAGGUUGAGAAGUCAAAUUUGUAACAGGAAUCGGAAGAUCCAGUAUAUUGAUCUUUGA
Molecule: messenger RNA, 3462 nt
Organism: Cryptomeria japonica (Japanese cedar)
Lineage: Eukaryota; Viridiplantae; Streptophyta; Pinopsida; Cupressales; Cupressaceae
Exons: 6
Coding region: 1-3462 (1153 amino acids)
Molecular function (GO): nucleic acid binding
Source: RefSeq, a predicted model, not a curated record